AUUCUGUUGUAAGGGAGCAUCGCUGAAGGUUGAGCCUCAGCUCUCCCCAACACUCCUGAGAUCCCACCACUGAGGCUGUGAAUGAAAUCAUAGUCUUUACAUGACUGCCAGGGAUUCAGGGGACUCCUAGGAGGGAAAGUUGAAUUCAACAAGGACACCACAGAUUGCUGAGAGCAACAGUUUCUUAUCAACUCACAGCAUGGAAACAAAAGUCCACACCAAGAUAACCAGGAAUGAAAACAUCUUGAACUGUUUGUACCAAAAGCCUAAUGCAGUUUUUAAGCUGAUUUGUUUUCCCUGGGCCGGAAGUGGCUCCGUUUAUUUUGCCAAGUGGGGCCAAUCGUUUAAUGGAUUACUGGAAGUGCAUUCUGUAAGGCUGGCUGGAAGAGAAACUCGAUCCCAAGAACUGUUCGCAAGUGACAUCUACCAGAUAGUUGAUGAAAUUGUGCCUGCUCUGCUUCCCGUUGUCCAGAAUAAAAUGUUUGCAUUUUUUGGACACAGUUUGGGAUCCUACAUUGCUUUGAUGACCGCACUGACCCUAAAGGAGAAAUACAAACUGGAGCCGCUGCAUUUCUUUGUGUCCAGUGCAUAUGCCCCCCACUCAAAAUCCCGGCCUCAAAUUCCUGAACUGAACACACUGUCAGAAGAACAAGCCAGGCACUACCUUCUGAGUUUCGGAGGCACCCCCAAGCAUCUCAUUGAUGACCAGGACUUUCUGAAUCAGUGCCUUCCCAUUAUGAAGGCAGAUAUUACCAUUUUGAAAAACUUUGUCUUUGACAUGCCCUCGGAAGCUCUUCUUUCUCAGGACAUAACAUGCUUUGUCGGGUCUGAAGAUAUAGUAAAGGACACAAAAGGUUGGGAAGACAUAACCAGCGGGAAGGUUGACAGCCACAAGCUGCCAGGUGACCACUUUUAUCUGUUGGAACCUAACAAUGAGAACUUCAUCAAGAAUUAUAUAACCAAGUGUUUGGAAGUAUCGUUACUUGCUUGCUUUUAGAUGGGCCUUCAAAUAUGCAAACCAGUCACAAGCUGUCCCUCUAGCUCCUGGAGAUGGAGCAUUUAGUUUCCAGAGAUUGGAAGGCGCACAUUGAUGGAUUUCUUCAUGGAGCAUCUCUCUAUCUGGGGAAAAGGCAAAUGCUAAGGGUCAGGGAGGCGAGGAGCUGCUGUGGAUGAGGGCUGCGGGCUGCAGCAGGAAGGGGCUGCUUUUCUUUGGG
This is a messenger RNA of Arvicola amphibius (Eurasian water vole), 1214 nucleotides long. RefSeq names its product oleoyl-ACP hydrolase (gene Olah). The record is from RefSeq and is a predicted model, not a curated record. Gene Ontology annotation, biological process: lipid biosynthetic process. NCBI's taxonomy places the organism in Eukaryota, Metazoa, Chordata, Mammalia, Rodentia, Cricetidae. Bases 200 to 997 code for a protein of 265 amino acids. The transcript is spliced from 8 exons.